AUGGAAGCUAAGUUCAUUGAGGUACAAUUAAAUCACCCAAAUCUACAAGAAUUUCAUUCUACCAUCCAAUUAGACAUGCAAAAGGCAAGCUUCUAUUCAGUGGUGUAUUUAGGGAUUUUGUUGCAAUUGGCAAGAAUGAAAGAAACACCAAUGGCUCGCAAAACUCUUAAUUUGCUAUAUAAUGCAUUGGGUGAAAUUCAAGGAGUUACCAAUGAUAACAAUGUUUUAACAGACUUCGCGAAAUAUACAGAAAACUACUCAGCACUGGACAUCAAGAAUUAUGCCCUCAGAGAAUUUUGUGAAAGAUACUUUGAUAAUGGUCUAAGAGAUUUUGUAUCAAAGAAUCUCAAUAGCAAAUCUAAAGCUCGAUUUUCUAAAGAUAUUUUAUCGGGGAAAGAAGUACAAAAGAAUGAAAAUCAUAUCUUCAUGGUGUUCGCAAAAGCAUUUGACUUAACUCUCUGUAUAUACUCUUAUGACUCCCCAAAUCCACAGGUAAUUAGAACCUCAAAAUCAGAUCCACAGCUGAAUGUUAAUAUUUUAUAUAACCAAAGUAGUCAAAAUUCUUGAUCACUUCUAGUGCAUUUCAAAGAAAAUCUGUUUGAUAUAGGGCAAUCUGUAGAUUUGAAUGAAUUACCUUUUACAUAUGUGCCACCAAAGCAGCCUAUAAAUGAUCACUCAAACUUAAUAAUAGCUUUGACCAAUAUUAUCAAUUCUCAUGUCAGCUGAAUUUCUGAAGACAGUAAAGUACAACUUGAUGAGGAAAUUUCGAGGUUAAAUUCUCAAAACCCUCAGUCAAGAAUCCCUUACCUUGAACCACUAAUUGAAUGAAGCAAUAAAGUUGAGAAAUGUCCUCACGAUCAAAAAACUCUCCUUUAUUUCCAUUCAUGCCUCAAAUUUCAUUGUAGGCUGUGCAUGCAAGCAAAAAUUGACAACGAAAAAAUCCCCAAAAAUAAUUUUUUAUGCUCUUGUGGAAUAGCAGUUCCAACGAAAUUUCGUGACAAAAUAUUCAAAUUUUCUGAGGAUCAAGCAGAACCAAAAACACAAAAUAAUUCUCGCAUUUAUUUUUUCGCAAAUCAACGUGAAAAUCCAACCAAAAACCAAAGUUUUAGUGAAGACUCUGCAGGAAACAAAAAGAAAGGGCGGAAACGACCAGCAAGUGUUAUGAGAAAUAUGCCAGUUGCGCAGGAAAGCAUCCAAGUGCCUUCUUUGCAGGCUAUGUGUGAUAUUUGUAAGAACGUCUUUCCAAAACAACUAACCAAUACAUUUGAAUGCUCCCAUGCUGCGUGUCAAAUAUGCUGGGCAAAUUGUAAUCAAAUAUGCUACAAAUGCAACACUUGCGAAAUAUGCAAGUCUAGUCUGAGUCGGAAGCCUGCGUAUAUUUACAGAUUAAAAUACUAUCACUCUGAAUGUACAAUGUGCCAAAUCUGCUCGCAGUCUAUUUUCAAGCAAGGAACGGCAAGUGUUUAUAACAGCAGAGGCAUUCAUUUAGAGUGUCAACGAGGAAAUAGGAUUUCUUAA
Messenger RNA from Blepharisma stoltei, 1518 nucleotides. NCBI's taxonomy places the organism in Eukaryota, Ciliophora, Heterotrichea, Heterotrichida, Blepharismidae. The record is from the annotation of a GenBank genome assembly.